This is a messenger RNA of Suillus subaureus, 1317 nucleotides long. RefSeq lists its product as uncharacterized. The coding region runs from base 117 to 1235 and encodes 372 amino acids. The transcript has 2 exons. NCBI's taxonomy places the organism in Eukaryota, Fungi, Basidiomycota, Agaricomycetes, Boletales, Suillaceae. The record is from RefSeq and is a predicted model, not a curated record.
UCUCUUAAGAGUGCGUGUUCGGUGUUACUCUGCCAGCCAACGCGCUGCACACUUGCCACGAUCGUUGUUCGAUGUUUCAGUGACUCGCCGCAAUAUUAAUCCAUUAGUUCUCUCGCAUGAACUCUCGUCCUCAUCACCCUCGCUGGAACCGUAUGAUCGUUACCAAGAAAUCCUCAAUUCCAUCCAUAUCUCUGGUCUUCGGAGAAGCACAACAGGUUUCGUCGUCCCAAACCGCAGCCGAGAAGCUACCUCAGAUCCUGCGCAAAGCUAAUCCCAGUUCUACAUUAAGCUCAAUGUCAAAGGCUCAGUCAGAGCAAUCUUUAGAAGACGUGCCAGCUCCUGCUCCUUUUGACCAGCCUAUUACCAAUACCCACGAAAUAGGGCAAUUUGAAGUACCGACCACUCAUGAUGAAUGCAUAUCACCGUCUGCAGUAGAAGGUUCACAUUCUAUUCCUACGCUUGAACCGCCCAACGAGAGCGACAUGACGACCGUGCAGCCAGGUGCAGCUGUAACCUCCAUAGAUCUAACAGCACCUGCUCCGUCUGAUUCUAUCCCUCUCCGCGAUACUUCCGUCACAACUUCGUCUCAUAAGUCUUGGUUUGUCUCGUGGACUCGAGCAAAAGGGGAACAGUCACCUGAAUCUGGCGUUGAGACAACUCAACCCCCGAGCUCGGUGCAAGCAUCCGCGAAGGGAUCAACGAUAUCAUCGGAACCUCUACAUUCAGACAUCCUUACCAUUUCUUCAGUCCCACAUCAACUACCUAUUCUCAAAACAACUGGAGAUAUUGGGCAAAGCACUCCGUCCUCAUCCUUUCCACAGGAUAUACCUACAAAAUCACGUUCAGACGAUCAAGAAGUUGCUUCUCGUUCGGCAUUAUAUCAAGUUUCUUUGUCGCCAGCAGGCCACCACUCUCGACCCAGCACCGCCUCCGUACUUUCGCCGCUGGAUGAGAAUGUGCCUAAACUUUCUCCCGUUAAGCUGUCUCCAGCAGCUCCGUCCGCCGCCCUGCAGGGCAGUGAUACAUCACAGUCUACUUUGACACUCGACCACUCUACCAGCCGGUUUACACUGGGCAUCCCUUUAUUCGGACGACCAAAGCUCCCUCUCGAACAGACGGUUGCUGCAGCUCAGCGUGAUGAUACUAGAACUAUGGCUCUACCAACAGAAUCAUAUCCGUCUCGCAGGCCACAGUUCAUUACGCAAGGUUUGCUAAGGCCCUCCACGUGCAACUAGCGUGAUGACUAAACACAUUUUUUGUUAGAAUCCGUACCGUUUGCUAUAGAGAACCCUUCCUCUCCGGUUGCAGAGACAACCG